Molecule: messenger RNA, 1510 nt
Organism: Amphimedon queenslandica
Lineage: Eukaryota; Metazoa; Porifera; Demospongiae; Haplosclerida; Niphatidae
Product: coiled-coil domain-containing protein 105-like
Exons: 7
Coding region: 138-1475 (445 amino acids)
Source: RefSeq, a predicted model, not a curated record
CUAUGACAACAGGUCAGCUAACAAUUACAAAUGAAUAUUAGCCAACUGUAGUUUUUGAAAUCAAGGAGUGGUUUGAGAUCUAAAGGAAGAGAGGUGUUAAUCAGCUACUACAAGCAGCCAUUGAAGCAAGGCUGAUCAUGACAUCUUCAGCUAAAUCUGUAAAAUUCUCUACACCAGAGCAAGUGCAUGGGCCUUCGUCUCACAUUGUCCUCCCUCCCAAGACUCCAUACCCAGGAAAAACAGGAAGAGCCAGUAAUGAUGAUGAUACUAUCAAUCAUGGGAGGGACAAACCAACAGCUCCACUCACAGUCCACGAAGAGACUGGACAGAUGCAAAGGGAACAAGUGUCUUCAUCCACUGCUCCUUCCUCUAAAAGACGAUCGUCUGCAGUCAAAGCAUCAGUAGUCGCAGAGAAGCUGCGAAUGCAAACAAACGGUGACUCCCUUAAUUACAUACGGACCAUCAAGUACCAAGUGGCUACACUGCAUAAGCACUUGCUCAAAGUUGAAGACGAGAUAAAGCUCAUGAAUAAAGGAAGACGAACGCUUGAAUAUGCUGUUCAGGAUGCACGUAAGUCACUCUCUGUCAGUCAGCAAUCACUGAGUGCUCAGCAGAAGAAAGCAAGAGUAGGACAAGAAUGCAUGAUAGCAUUAUUUAGGGAAGAAACAAGGACACUUUCAAAGUGUAAAAGAGACCUCGAGUCUUACUUGCAGAGCAUCAGACACCAGCUACAUUCACUUGAUAGCAUGAGAAAGACAAUCAAGUCCAAAAUAUCCUCACUCUCUAAGUCUUUACAACUAGAUGCUCAAAGCUUUAAGCUCUACAAUGGACCAAUUGAUGAUACUGGCCCAUUAAGCACCAAGCCCAGACAUUAUGAAACCAAAUGCUCCAAGCCUUCUUCUCCUUCCUCUGACACCAGUUUCAUACCUCAGCAGCUAUUGACUCAGUUGCAUGAUUUGCUGCAGUCCUCAAAAGAGAUGAGGGCUGGUAUUAAAGGAUUGGUCAUGUCAGUACACACACGUCAACAUGAUGCUCACAAGAAAGUCAAUGGUAUGCUAACUCAGAGUGUAAAGGAAGCAGAGAAGCAUAAGAGUCAGCUUACAAUGGAGAAGGGACACAUUAGAUUACAGCAGAACUCAAUUGGCCAGGAAAUGCACAAUACAGAAAUUGCAAUUGGCCUUGUUUCUGGUCCCAUCUCAGAAGUACACAAGAGUGUAGGAGAAAGGAAAGAUAGGCCGCUGUCAAGAUUAAGGCCAGCCACUGCUAAUUGUGAUGAACCUGUGGGUCAACAUGUUAAGGAAGCAAGAGCCAAACUGAAAAGGCAACUCUCUGCUUCACAGGCAAAGAUGACAUCAGUGGCACAAACAGAGCAUUCUCUUGCAUCAAAAUACCAAGAGGAAUCACUCUCUGCAAGCUUUGACUCUCACGUACUUCGAGUGAGACGAAUGUCACUCGAUAACAGGUGGGCAUCUUAACUAUUGGGCAAACCUUUGAAUCAAAAGUUUGCAAA